This is a messenger RNA of Rhodofomes roseus, 1461 nucleotides long. RefSeq lists its product as uncharacterized. Gene Ontology annotation, molecular function: mRNA 3'-UTR binding; poly(A) binding; poly(U) RNA binding. Gene Ontology annotation, cellular component: cytosol; nucleus; ribonucleoprotein complex. The annotation marks the transcript as partial. NCBI's taxonomy places the organism in Eukaryota, Fungi, Basidiomycota, Agaricomycetes, Polyporales, Fomitopsidaceae. The transcript is spliced from 6 exons. The record is from RefSeq and is a predicted model, not a curated record.
GCGGACUUCCGCACGCCAAACGUGUAUAUUAAUGGCCUACCCCCGAACUUCCCGGAGGAGGAGCUGUUCAAGAUGACGCGGGAGUUCGGGAAUGUCAUCAGCGUUAGGACAUUCACCCGCCAUGUUUGUGACAAGCCAUCGGGCUAUGGAUUCGUCUUGUUUGAGUUGAUAGACGCGGCGGAGAAAUGUAUCGAGUCCCUGCGCAAGUAUAGGAACCUCCAUCCGUCCUUCUCGAAGCAAAUCCACAAGAUACCUGGCACGGUUUACUCAUCGCCAACGUUCCAGGCGGCCGCGGGUGCGCAGUGCCUUCCAGCCGAUUCGUUUAAAGCGCGGAUGGAGCAGCUUAAGGACAACGCGUCGACGAACCUGUACAUGGAGGGCCUACCGCUGUCGAUCGACGAGAUGAUGCUUGGAGCGUUGGUGAAGCCGUACAAGAUAUGCAGCAGCCGGUUCUUUCAGACGAGGUUGAGCAACCCACCGAGGAUGAUUGCGUUCGUGAGGUUCGAGUCUCGUACUGCGGCCGAGGAGAUUAUUGAACGCUUGCACGGGCGCAUUAUCCGUGGUAUGGAGGAUUCGGGCGCGAGGAUCUCGGUCAGGUUCGCGGACACGACUGAACAGCGGGAGCUAAGGCGCAUGGAACGCACUAGCCACGACGGCGAGCACUCCCCUGGUCGACUGUCAAUGGCCCAAGCCGCGCUGCUAAACUUAAAUGGAGGUCAAGUCCCACUCCCUCAUCUUUCGCCACAUAUUUCGCCGGACCUCGGACGACUGUCGCCAGGCGGAAACAUUUCUCCUUUGCUCGUCGGCGGGCACCUGCCCGCGCAAGUUCCUCACGUCCGUACCCCGCUUGCCCCUCUGGCGGCCGCCGCCGCACAACUUCCCUUCCAUCAGCAGCAGGCCAUCCUGCAGCAGCGCAUGCAAGAUUUGUCGCUCGCUGGACACGACUUCAGUUCGCACGCGUCGCCGUACCUCCCCCAGGAUCUUCGCGUCACGCCGCACUUGGCGCAGAUGCGAGACGAGCUGCUCUCGUUGCAGGAGACUCAGGCACAGCUCCACCUCAAGCGUGGUCUGGGUGUGGGAGGUUCCGCCCGCGCGGACAAUGGGUACACGACGAUGGAGAGGAUGAUGCUCCAGGUGCAUGCGCAGCGACAACAAGAGCAACAAAUUCUCGAGGCUCAGGCCCAAGUGCAAGCGCAGCGCGGACAAAGCAAGAGAAGGCUCCUCGACGUGCUCCAACCGUGUUCCAUCGAGGACGACUUCCACGCGACUGCUAUGGCAGGCAAAGGUGGAGCGCGGUUCGGGUCGCAGACAACGUCGCAGCAGCUUGGUACGGGCACCGGUCAGCGGCAGAGGAACCAGACGCACGCCUCGAAUGCACGGGUCGCCGAUGUCCCUGGCGGACUGGACCAGGCGUUGCACCUCCGGUCGACGACUAUGCCUUCGCAGUAUCUGAGCUCGCGC